Pygocentrus nattereri (red-bellied piranha) is the source of this 1680-nucleotide messenger RNA. Its product is annotated as ras-related protein Rab-3A-like. Gene Ontology annotation, biological process: regulation of exocytosis; maintenance of presynaptic active zone structure; axonogenesis. The transcript has 5 exons. Lineage: Eukaryota; Metazoa; Chordata; Actinopteri; Characiformes; Serrasalmidae. Gene Ontology annotation, cellular component: endosome; synaptic vesicle membrane; synaptic vesicle. The record is from RefSeq and is a predicted model, not a curated record. Bases 87 to 749 code for a protein of 220 amino acids. Gene Ontology annotation, molecular function: GTPase activity; GTP binding.
CGGGGUUUCCCUGAAUACGGGUGCGCUGUAAUAAGCUCCGUUUAGCUGCUUUAGCUCAUUGACGGCGGAUCAGCGCGAAUGAAACAAUGGCCUCUGCAAAUGAUGCCCGUUAUGGUCAGAAGGAAUCGGCUGAUCAGAACUUUGAUUACAUGUUUAAGAUCCUGAUUAUUGGAAACAGCAGCGUCGGGAAAACCAGCUUCCUGUUCCGCUACGCUGACGACUCCUUCACUCCGGCCUUCGUCAGCACCGUCGGCAUUGACUUCAAAGUCAAGACCAUAUACAGGAACGACAAGAGGAUCAAGCUGCAGAUCUGGGACACUGCCGGUCAGGAGCGAUACCGGACGAUCACUACAGCGUAUUACCGCGGCGCGAUGGGCUUCAUCCUGAUGUACGACAUCACUAACGAAGAUUCCUUUAACGCGGUUCAGGACUGGUCCACUCAGAUUAAAACAUACUCAUGGGACAACGCCCAGGUACUGCUGGUGGGGAAUAAGUGUGAUAUGGAGGACGAGCGGCUGGUGGCGUCUCAGAGAGGGAGACAGCUGGCAGAUCAGCUCGGUUUUGAGUUUUUUGAGACCAGCGCUAAAGACAACAUCAACGUGAAGCAGACGUUUGAGCGGCUGGUGGACGUUAUCUGUGAGCGAAUGUCGGACAGUUUGGAGGCUGGAGACCCCACAGUUACUGGAGCCAAGCAGGGUCCUCAGCUCACCGAGCAACCGCAGCGUUCACACCAGGACUGCGCCUGUUAAAAUACUCAUAAUACACUCACAGUACCCUCACACUAACCUCAGUAGCCCAAAUACAGCGCCACACCAGGACUGCUCCUGUUAAAAUACUCAUAAUACACUCACAGUACACUGAAUCUGACCUCAGUACCCCCAAAUACAGUGUCACACCAGGACUGCGCCUGUUAAAAAACUCAUAAUACACUCACAGUACACUCAAACUGACCUUAGUGCCCCAAAUACAGCGUCACACCAGGACUGUGCCUGUUAAAAUACUCAUAAUCCACAAUCAAAUAUCAAUCAAUAACAAUCAAAAGAACAAUCAGAUACAGUCAGGUACAUAUACAGUAGGCUACACCUAAUCUCCUGCAGUUACAAUUACAUACAUUUAUAAUCACAUCCAGUUACAGUCAGACACAGCUGCAGUCAAAUACACUUACAGACACAGCUAAAGUCACAUAUCGUCACAGUCAGGUACAGUUACAUAUGCAUUUGCAGUCAGAUACACAGUGACAGUCAGAUACACAGUUACAGUCAGAUACACAAUCACACACAGUCAGAUACACAAUCACAGUUACAGUCAGAAAUAUAAUCACACACAGUUACAGUCACAAUCACAUACAGUUACUAAGAUACACAAUCACACACAGUUACAGUCACAGUCAGAUACACAAUCCCAUAAUGUUACAAUCAGAUACACAAUCACAGUUAGAGUCAGAUGCAAAAUCACACACUGUUACAGUCAGAUACACAAUCACACACGGUUACAAUCAGAUACACACACACACAAUUACAGUCAGAUACACAAUCACACACAAUUACAGUCAGAUACACAAUCAGACACGGUUACAGUCUGAUACACAAUCCCAUAAUGUUACAGUCAGAUACACAGUCGCACAGUUACAGUCAGAUGCAAAAUCACACACAGUUAUAGUCAGAUACAAAAUCACACACA